UAAUAUGAGAGUUUCCCAAACUACAUAUAUAAUCUUGGAGCUAGGGUUUUGCAUUCUGUCCGCAGCUCCAACGUACGAGUGAGAGAGAGUGAGGGAGAGAGAGGGAGCCACCGCCGUCUAUUCUCACAUCCACCACUAAGAUGGCUAGAGGUUUGAAGAAACACCUUAAGAGGCUCAAUGCCCCCAAGCACUGGAUGUUGGACAAACUUGGGGGUGCUUUUGCCCCCAAACCAUCAUCUGGACCCCACAAAUCCAGGGAGUGCUUGCCUUUGAUUCUGAUUCUACGAAAUAGGCUUAAGUAUGCCUUGACUUACCGUGAGGUCAUUGCAAUUUUGAUGCAACGCCAUGUCCUUGUUGAUGGGAAGGUCAGGACUGAUAAGACAUAUCCUGCUGGUUUCAUGGAUGUUGUUUCUAUUCCAAAGACCAAUGAGAAUUUCCGUCUUCUGUAUGAUACCAAGGGCCGUUUCAGGCUGCACUCUAUCCGGGAUGAGGAAGCUAAGUUUAAGCUGUGCAAAGUCCGUUCAGUUCAGUUUGGCAAGAAAGGUAUUCCGUACCUCAAUACCUAUGAUGGAAGGACCAUCCGCUAUCCAGACCCACUCAUCAAGGCAAAUGACACUAUCAAACUUGACCUGGAGAGCAACAAAAUUGUUGAUUUCAUCAAAUUUGAUGUUGGGAAUGUAGUGAUGGUGACUGGUGGUAGAAACAGGGGACGUGUUGGGGUGAUCAAGAACCGUGAGAAGCAUAAGGGAAGUUUUGAGACUAUUCACAUCCAGGAUGCUACUGGCCAUGAGUUUGCUACUCGGUUAGGCAAUGUUUUCACAAUUGGAAAGGGUACAAAGCCGUGGGUGUCUCUUCCAAAGGGCAAAGGUAUCAAGUUGUCCAUCAUUGAGGAGGCCAGGAAGAGGCUUGCCGCCCAAUCUGCAACAGCUUAGUAGAUAUAUUCAAGCUUCCUUGAUUGUGUUACAGUAGUAUGAGAUGCCAUCAUUGUGCUAUUAUAGGAUCUCUUUCUGGCGAAUUUGAUGUUGUUCCCAACCUAAGUUUUGACGUUUAUAUUGUUUUUUCAUAUUUUGGAUAAUUUUAUUUCGGAUAUUUGAUGACAAAUUUAAGACAUUUCAUAUCUCUCUA
Messenger RNA from Sesamum indicum (sesame), 1125 nucleotides. RefSeq names its product small ribosomal subunit protein eS4. Gene Ontology annotation, biological process: translation. NCBI's taxonomy places the organism in Eukaryota, Viridiplantae, Streptophyta, Magnoliopsida, Lamiales, Pedaliaceae. Gene Ontology annotation, cellular component: cytosolic small ribosomal subunit; ribosome. Gene Ontology annotation, molecular function: structural constituent of ribosome; RNA binding. The record is from RefSeq and is a predicted model, not a curated record.